GCGCAUUCCGGGCGCAUGGCUAACCUCACUGUCCUCAACCUAUCGAGCAAGAAGCUGAACGGGUCCAUACCAGCUACCAUGGGCUCAAUGACGUCUCUCAAGCACCUCUACCUGCAGAGCAGCUUUCUGUCGUCCUCCCUGCCCUCCACUCUGGGUGGACUCUCCGCCCUGGUUGACCUUGUACUCAGCGGGAACUCACUGCAAGGCACCAUCCCCAACACCUUCAGUCAACUCACCAAUCUCGAGCAGCUGGUCUUAUGGAUCAACGAAAUAGCAGGGACACUCUUAGACAUGGCCAACAUGACCUCUCUCACAACACUGUCUCUUGAGUACAACGGCUCCAAUCCUGCAGCCAUUGGGGAUCUCUCGCUGCUCACUGUCCUGUACACACCACCCAGCACACCACAUGCUCUUUGUGCCAUGCACCACGGCCCCACAUGCCUGUAG
Closterium sp. Naga37s-1 is the source of this 447-nucleotide messenger RNA. The record is from the annotation of a GenBank genome assembly. NCBI's taxonomy places the organism in Eukaryota, Viridiplantae, Streptophyta, Zygnematophyceae, Desmidiales, Closteriaceae.